Messenger RNA from Dunckerocampus dactyliophorus (ringed pipefish), 6859 nucleotides. It is a transcript of the gene ubr2, whose product is annotated as ubiquitin protein ligase E3 component n-recognin 2. NCBI's taxonomy places the organism in Eukaryota, Metazoa, Chordata, Actinopteri, Syngnathiformes, Syngnathidae. Gene Ontology annotation, molecular function: ubiquitin protein ligase activity; zinc ion binding. The transcript is spliced from 46 exons. Gene Ontology annotation, cellular component: ubiquitin ligase complex; cytoplasm. The coding region runs from base 45 to 5312 and encodes 1755 amino acids. Gene Ontology annotation, biological process: ubiquitin-dependent protein catabolic process via the N-end rule pathway. The record is from RefSeq and is a predicted model, not a curated record.
UUCCGGGUUCUUUCUCUUCGCUCAACUACACUGUGGCAGUAAAGAUGGCUGAAGCUGAGCCUGAUAGAAGAGACCUACCGUCCGAUUUAUGUUCGGAAUUCGUACAUUUCUCCGCCAAAGACACCGCGUCGCGGUGGUUGGCAGCAGCGGAUCUUCAGGUGGAACUCUAUCGUCACUUGGCAGAGUAUGUACCCAAAAUCCUUUGCUUGGGGCCCAGUGGAUGCAGCAGCAGGGAGGAGCAGAGAGAUGAGCAGAGGGAAGAGUUGGCCUGUCAGCUGCUCCUCCUGGCUCCCCUGGAGUGGCUGCUGCUGGGUGAGGAUCCAGCUACAGGCCUUGCUCAGCUGCAGGAGAACAAUCAGCCGUCACCACUGUGCGGACACGUGUUCAAGGUGGGAGAGCCCACCUACUCCUGCAGGGAUUGUGCAGCUGACCCCACCUGUGUUUUGUGCAUGCAGUGUUUCUUGGGAAGUGUUCAUAAAGAUCAUCGAUACAGAAUGACCACGUCCGGAGGUGGGGGUUUCUGUGACUGCGGAGACACUGAAGCCUGGAAGAAGGGUCCUUACUGCCAAAAACAUACACCAACCACCAACAAAGACUCAGAAGAGGACCCUGUAGCCCAGCUACCGGUUGACUUGGUUGCUCGCAGCUGUAGCAUUUUUUCAAUCAUCUUGAAGUAUGCUGUGGAUAUGCUGACGUGGACUCAAGAGGAUCAACUACCUGAAGGCCUGGAGCCACCUGAAAGAGGAGACAAUUACUACUGCAUGCUAUUCAAUGACGAAGUCCACACCUAUGAACAGGUGAUCUACACCCUGCAGAAGGCUGUCAACUGCAGCCAGAAAGAAGCCGUCAGUUUUGCCACCACUGUGGACAGAGAUGGCAGAAAGUCAGUUCGAUAUGGAGAUUUUCUUUUUUGUGAACAAGCAAAGACUGUUAUAGUAAGGAACACCAGCCGCCAGUCAAAGCCUCUCAGAGUUCAGGUGAUGCACUCAUCUGUUGUCGCUCACCAGUGUUUCGCACUGAAAGCUCUCAGCUGGUUGGGACAAAUCAUCCAGUACUCAGAUGGGUUGAGAAGGAUCCUCUGUCAGGUGGGACUUGAGGAAGGUCCAGAAGGAGAAAAUUCAUCACUUGUUGACCGUUUGAUGCUCAACGACUCCAAGAUGUGGAAAGGAGCAAGGAACAUCUACCACCAGCUGCUAAUGAACAGCCUCCUAAUGGACCUUAAAUACAAAAAGAUCUUUGCUAUCCAGUUUGCCAAGAACUACAGACGCCUCCAGACUGAUUUUAUGGAGGAUGACCAUGAGAGAGUGGUGUCAGUGACCUCAUUGUCUGUGCAGCUUUUCACUGUUCCAACCAUGGCGCGAAUGCUAAUGGUGAAAGAGAACCUGAUAACUACCAUCAUCAGGACAUUUGUAGAUCACCUCCGUCACAGAGAUCUGCAGGGACGCUUUCAGUUUGACCGCUACACUGCCCAGCAGGCCUUCAAAUUUGGACGAGUCCAGAGCCUCAUUGGAGACCUCAAGUAUGUCUUAAUCAGUCGACCCUCCGAAUGGAGUGAUGAGCUCAGAGAGAAGUUUCUGGAUGGUCUGGAUGCUUUUCUGGAGCUCCUUAAGUGUAUGCAGGGCAUGGACCCUGUAGUUCGACAAGUGGGGCAGCACAUAGAGAUGGAACCUGAGUGGGAGGCAGCAUUCACCCUGCAGAUGAAACUGACUCACAUCAUUUCAAUGAUCCAGGAGUGGUGCUCCACUGAUGAGCGUGUGCUGAUUGAGGCCUACAGGAAGUGUUUGGGUGCCGUCAGCCAGUGUCACAGUGGCCUUCCAGAUGGUGAACAGCCAAUCAGCUUGAAUCUGGCUGGGCACUGUGUGGAGACUUUCCGGUACCAAGUGUCUCAGGACAAAGUGUCCAUCCACCUCCCUGUCUGCAGACUGCUUGCAGGUCUUCAUGUUCUCCUUAGCAGGACAGAAGUUGCCUCUCGCCUCCCUGAACAGCUUCCAUUGGGGGAACUCAGCCCACCCCUCCUGAUUGAACUCCCCUUGCGAUGCUUGGUGCUCUGUGCCCAGGUGCUUGCUGGGAUGUGGAGAAGGAAUGGUUUCUCCUUAAUAAACCAAAUUUAUUAUUACCACAAUGUCAAGUGCAGAGUGGAGAUGUUCGACAAAGACAUCAUCAUGCUGCAGGCUGGAGCUUCCAUGAUGGAUCCAAACCACUUCCUGAUGAUUGUGCUCAGUCGUUUUGAACUUUUCCACAUUUUCAGCUCUGCAGACUGCAGAAAAAGAUACAGAGAGACCAAUAAGGAUCUGGUCCAGCAGAACAAUACCCUGAUUGAGGAGAUGCUACACUUAAUCAUCAUCUUGAUUGGUGAACGUUACGUGGCCGGCGUUGGCCAAGUGGAGCCAUUUGACGAGGUCAGAAGGGAAAUCAUCCACCAGUUGUCAAUCAGGCCGAUGGCUCAUAGUGAGCUGGUGAAAGCUCUGCCGGAGAAUGGGAACAAGGAGACUGGUCUAGAGCGUGUCAUCGACAGUGUUGCUUCAUUCAAGAAGCCAGGCGUGACAGGUCGUGGACUUUACGAGCUGCGUCCUGAGUGGAACAAGCACUUCAACCUGUACUUUUAUCACUACAGCAGAGCCGACCAAUCUAAGGCAGAGGAGGCUCAGAGAAAGCUGAGGAGACAGAACGGAGAUGACACAGCCCUUCCUCCACCAGUUCCCCCUCCUCUUUGUCCCCUGUUUGCUAGUCUCGUGAACUUGCUGCAGUGUGAUGUGCUUUUGGGUGUGGAGGGUGCUGUGCUGCAGUGGGCGAUGGAACCUAAGGGGGGAGGCUGGACAGAGUCCAUGCUGCAGAGGGUACUCCAUCUGGUAGGCAUGGCUCUGCUGGAGGAGCAGCAAGAGCUGGAAAACAACAAUGGCGAGGAUGACAUCACCUUCAACUACACUUCCAAAAUCACACGUCCAGGUGAAGCUCCAAGUACUUCAGGAAGUGUUCUUGCUUUACUCGAAAGUCUUCAGAAUGCUCCUCAUCUAGAGGUCCACAAAGACAUGAUCACCUGGAUUCUAAAGAUGGUAUCAAACAUCAAAACAAUUAGAGAACGUACAUCCUCCAUCUCCGCCGUUACCAUCAGCCAUGGACAUGGGCUGGAGGAGAUGAUACGGGACAAAGACAAAGCAGAGAGGAAGAGGAAGGCAGAGAUGGCUCGGCUGCGGAGGGAAAAGAUAAUGGCUCAGAUGUCUGAGAUGCAGAAGCAUUUCAUCAACGAGAACAAAGAACUUUUCCAGCAAACUCUAGCGGAGCUCGAGGCGUCCACAUCCGCAGAUGCGGAGCACAGUUCGUCCAGUUCGGAGGCGUCCUGUACAUCUCAGGUCUGCGUCGGUCCCACAAGGGUUGGGAGAGGAGCUGAACGCCGUCAGCUGGUGACCUGUAUACUGUGUCAGGAGGAACAGGAGGUCAAGUGUCACGGCAAGGCCAUGGUGUUGGCAGCGUUCGUCCAGAAAUCAACCGUUUUGUCCAAAAAACGCUGCUGCUCUUCGUCCAACACGGAGCAACAUGACCCUCUGUUCAUGCAUCCUGACCUGUCAAUGGGUAUUCAUACUGCUAGCUGUGGACACAUCAUGCAUGCCACCUGCUGGCAGAGGUACUUUGAAGCGGUGCAGCUCAAGGAGCAGAGGCGGCAGCAGCGUUUGCGAGGUCACACCAGCUAUGAUGUGGAGAAUGGAGAGUUCCUGUGUCCACUGUGCGAGUGUCUUAGCAACACUGUCAUCCCCCUGCUACCACAUGCACAAACACCUGACCACAGUGUUGAUCACCCAAGUCUGGACGUGUGGCUGAAGACAACCAAUCAGCAGGUUGCAGCACUGCACCACUCCCAUAGAAAAGCAUCAGGUGAAGGUGGGGAGCCUCUCAUUCCUGAAGGAUUCAGACUUGAUUUCACUCCACUAAACCCAUUUUCCAGCAGUAUCAUUGAGAUGAUAACCACAUUCAGCAUGUCAACCUACAAGGUGGGACUGAAGGUGAAUCCUAAUGAACAAGACCACAGAGUCCCUGUGCUGAGUUGGUCCACUUGUGCCUACACCAUCCAAGCAAUAGAGCGCCUCCUAAUGGAUGAAGAGAAGCCUUUAUUUGGAGGUUUACCCUGCAGACAGGACGACUGCUUGAGCUCCAUCACCAGGUUCAGUUCAGCUUGCUGGAGAUCAGCUUCACCGCAAACAGUCCACACACACUUCAUCAGAUUGUUCGCAGCUCUGGUUCCAUGCCCGCAAGUAGAAAACACUCCAAGCAUCCUGGAUAUUGACAUGUUCCACGUUCUGGUUUACUCCGUGUUGUCCUACACCUCUGUACACAGUCUAGACCAAUCAGGACGGAAUGUGAUCGACUCAGCUCACGUCCACCUACUUCACCUCAUCACUGUUGCUCACCUGGUUCAGGUCCUGCUCACCUCGACCACGGAAGAGGUAUGUAUGGAACAGGACAGUGGGAGAUCUGAGGAGGAGGAGCUUACCUGCCAGCUCUACAACACACUGAGGAAACACCUCGACGGCCUUUUACCUGACGUAGCGUCCUGGCAACUGUGGCGUUGUGUUAAAGCUGGCGUCUUGCCGUUCCUCCGAGCUGCCGCUCUCUUCUUUCAUUACCUGAACUCUACAGCACCACCAGCUGACCUACAGGGUACAGGACCUGGUCAAUGGGAGGCGCUGUGUAGCUACCUCAGUCUGCCCUCCAACCUGCUGCAGCUCUAUCAGAGCCAACAACCCUUGCUGGAGCCGCUCAUACACAGUUGGUGUGCUCAUCCAGCCGUCAGACAGACACUGCAGGGGAGCGGCGUCAUAGUCAGGUUUCCCAGAGAAUCAAACCGAUUGAUUGACCUGCCCGAAGAUUACAGCGUCCUUAUUAACCAGGCAUCCAGCUUUACGUGUCCCCGGUCAGGUGGAGACAAGUCGCGCGCUCCCACUCUGUGUCUAGUCUGCGGUUCCAUGCUGUGUUCUCAGAGUUACUGCUGUCAGACUGAGGUGGACGGCGAGGACGUCGGUGCCUGCACCGCCCACACCUUUACGUGUGGCGCUGGCGUCGGGCUCUUCCUCAGAGUGAGAGAGAGCCAGGUGCUGUUUGUGGCAGGUAAAACAAAGGGCUGCUUCUACCCUCCUCCAUACCUGGAUGACUACGGAGAGACGGAUCAGGGUCUCAAGCGGGGCAAUCCCCUGCAUCUAUGUGCGGAGCGCUACAGGAAGAUCGAGCGCCUGUGGCGUCAGCACGGCAUCGCCGAGGUCAUCGGUCACGCUCAAGAGGCCAAUCAGACGCUGGUCGCCAUCGACUGGCAGCACUUGUGAUAUCCUUUUUGGCUCCGCACCCCACCCCCCCCACUCGCGAGUGUAAGCCACAUGAUUGGACACCAGUAAACACUUUCAACCUCCCAGCUUUUCAGCUUCCUGCCGACAGCUUUCAGGGACUUUUUUUUUUCUUUCCAGAAUUUUGAAGACUUUAAGAAAUGUCUUUUCAGAUCAAAGACAGACAUGACAUAACAUCUGUUUGGCGUUCCACAUGAAUGUACAGUCAAACACAGCCUCUCUGCUGUCAUCGAAAGACAGCAUCUGAUAUGUGAAGGCCUUAAACCAGUUUUCUAUUGGCCCUCGGCGUAUUGCAAAAAUAAGUUCUUUAUUCAUGACAUAUAUUGUUAAUUAUGCUUUAUUCAUUUAGCUUUGCUAUGCAGUGAAACCCCUUUAUGUUGACAACCCCUCUAUGUCAACCAGGCCAUCAAGCCCCAGUCCACCAUGUUCUCCCGCUUAAGUCGACGUCGACGUGUUGUGUUGUAAGCAGCGGCGUACAACAACAGCAACUUAACUGCUGUCCAGUUAAAAUAAAAAUAUGCACAAAUGGAGGAAAACCUUGCUAAUCUCCUUUUAUCACAAGGAAAUGGGCAAGCUAGCUGGUUUUGGUUACGCCAACAACCAGUAACGUCCAUGUCCAGCCAGUCCGAGGGGCGUCGACUUAAACGUGUUCCACUGGAUAGACCAGGGGUCAACAACCUGUCGAUCUUCAGCACUUUGCCGGUCGAUCAUGAGAAAGUUAGGGGGAAAAAGUAUUAUUACAUCAGUGCCCUCCCCUCCUGGAGAGCGACCAAUAGGCACGCAUUUACUUUCUACAAAAUAAAAGUAAACCAUUCUACAAAAUAAAUACAUCCUGGUUUGGGGGGGGAUCUUGUGCAGUUCCACGGCCGAGACCAGGGAUCUUGGGCUCAAAAAGGUUGGUGAGCACAGGUAUAGACCGACACUGGGUUGCUUUUUAUCAUCUUUAGUGUACAAAAUGUAUCAAAGAUUCUUCAGUGUUACGUGCGGCUGUGGUGAACCUUUGGACACGCCUGCCUUCAACUGCCACAUCGAGGAUGCGAACAAACCCAAGUAGCAGAGAUUCAGGUGUUACUUGUUUCUUAUCACAACAUAUCAAGGUCAUAUCGGAGCUUUUUCUUCAUCAGAGGACGCCUGUGAUAUCUUCUUUGAUGUUUUAUUUAAGGUUUUUGCUUGCUGUGACUUCCUUUUACAGGUGUGAAUACUUGAUCUUUUGAAAGGCUUUUGUGUUUGUUUGUUUUUCUUUUUUUGCUGAAGUCUGGCCGGUUUUCCAUCACUAUUUUUUUUUGGUUCUAAAUCGAAUCUUGAUUAUUUUUGCUGGAGAAAGUGGAAACCAGUGUUAGAUUCUAUCAAUUUUUGGGUCAAACAUUAAGUUAAGGAUUUUUUUUAGUGUUCGCCACCUCUGCACAGCAUGUUGCAUAGUCACCCUCUCUUCUAUUAGCACAUUGGACUUGUCAAUAUGUGAAUUCUUGUAUAAAUGAGUAUAUUAUGUACAAAAUGUAUAAGAAUAACAAACAAUAAAAACCUGAAAA